Messenger RNA from Ostreobium quekettii, 3960 nucleotides. NCBI's taxonomy places the organism in Eukaryota, Viridiplantae, Chlorophyta, Ulvophyceae, Bryopsidales, Ostreobiaceae. The record is from the annotation of a GenBank genome assembly.
AUGGUGAACGGGAGGAAGUUCAAUGAUGGGUUUGAGAGCAAGGGAGCGCAGGAGAUGGUGGACGAGGCAGUGAAAACUAUUGUGGUGGAGGUAGCUGGGGUUGACAAGGUCUUUGAGAUCGUGGCGGCGUGCCCCAAUCUCAGCCCGCAGUCUCCAUUAGACACCCCAUACUAUGCCUUGGCAUCCUUCAACCCCGGGUCACUCAAUGAGUACUACAAGGUGGUGGCAGACAUUUCGAUCCAGAACAAGGAGCAGCCCCUUCUGCUGGCAAGACCCAUUAACCUCUGUCCGGAAAAUUUGGAUCGGGCCCUGUCCAACAGUCAUGUUAUCAGUGGGUCGUAUAUCAUUCCAGAGUUGUGCCGGCCGCUGCCAUUUCCUGCACACUGGCUGAAGAGAAGCCUUGCUCUGCAAGGGAUCAUGCCUGCUGUCUUCUGUGGUGUGCGCGUGGAGUUGCUGAGACGUCGGUUGGGCAUCCCUUCCCACAUCCCGUCCUGGGCCCUGACUCAGGCUGUGCAGCAGCCAUCGUCACUUUCCAGGGCGGCCAUCCCCGACAUUACCAAGCGUUUGGAAUAUGUGGGUGACACGGCGUUAAAGUAUGCAUAUUACCUCCACGAGUUCGUCACUGACCUCGAGAGAGCAUGCACAGGGCUCCAGUCGAAGUUCCAGAACAUCACGAGACGACAGGACUUUAUUGAUGCCGCUGUGCGGAACAACUUUCUGGACCUUCUUAUGGUGAAGCAAAAGGACAGCAGGCAACUCUCCACAGAGAAUGCUUGGCAAAUCUCAAGUGCUGAUGCCCCUUCAUUCCUCAGGAAAUCUGACUCGAACGGCGUUGGCAAUGGUGCUGAGGAGUUGGAUGAAUCAGCCAGAUCAGAUGAAUUGGAAAGUCAUUCCUCAACUGCUGAAGAUUCACUGGCACCCUUGGAGGGAAAUGUGCAAGAUGGCCUCAAGAUGACAGAGCAUGAUUUGCGGGCUGUGGUGCGAUAUAUCAGAGCCAUUCUUGGGAUCUGUUACAACUACAGUGGAACAUCACUGGUCAUGGCGAUGUGCAAAAAGUUGUGGAUGUGGAAGUUCCAGGACGAGGUGUUGGGGUACAUCCAGAGCGAUGGCGAUGUGAACUCAAAGAAUCCCCGAUAUCACUGGGAGCCAGAAUCCAUGCCUGGUCCACGAGGGGGACGGUCUACGAAACUACACCAACUGAGCGACGCGAUUGGCUACCAAUUCAAAAGGCCCUGGCGACUAAAAACUGCUCUAACUCAUCCAUCCUGUACUCACAGCUAUGUUGCUCGGGCUGAGAAGUUCACCCUGAACUACAAGGCAUUCGAGAUCCUGGGCGCAGUCGCUCUGGACCUGAUCCUUGCAGAGCAUUUGUUCAUAACUGCCCCGGAGCUGUCCCAGGCCGAGGUGAACAAGAUCCUGAACCCCAAGCUGAAGAACGAGAUCUUUGGGCGCUGCGCGGCCAUGGCCCAGCUCGACAUGCUCAUGAUGCACAGGGUGGAGUUCCUAAAUCAGGAGAUGCAUGCCUCGCGGAGAGAGCUUCGGAGCUUCGAAAAGCAGAAUGGACACACAAUGCUGGGCUUUGAGGUGCGAAAGGUUUGGACCGAGCUGUUUCGCAGCCUUGCUGGGGCUGUCCUCGUGGACUCAGGGUUCUCCCUGGAGGAGGUGCGGAGAGUUGUGCUGCCGCCACUGAACCGCUUCCUGCCAUCCCUUAUCUCAAAGGAUGCAAUUCCCGAGGAGGAGACGAACCACUUCUACAGGUUCAUUCCCACAGCCAUCGAAGCUGGGGCCUUUGAAGACCCCUCAUGCCCAUUGCAGCGGCACGAGUUCUAUGCCACGGCCAUGACCAUGACCCCUGCUGUGAAUGCUGAGGCUCCCGGUCCAGAGGCAUCAACAGCGCAGACCGCACCUCAGGGUGGCAAGCUGCCAACGUGCUUUGUCAUCCUCACAAAGCGAGCCAUCCCCAACCUUGCCCAAGCGGAGCUGUUUGUGCCAGACUCCUCAAGGCGCAUGAUCGUUGCAUUCGAACCAGCAGUGGUGGGUACAGUUGUGCUGACAGACAGCCAGGCUGACAUGGCUGAGCGGUUUCAGUCGAAAUUCUUCAAGUCGAUGUUUAUCCCUGAGACAUACAAGGCCCAUCGGGUGAGGCCAUUUGAGAAGAGGUAUCUCCUGCUGCCUGCUGUGGUUGCCAAGGGCUGGCCUGGGGAGGCCGGUGGUGAAGGCACAGGCUGGCUUCUUGCCUGGGACCUCAUUCAGCGCGUGAUGAAGGAUGAGGUCCCAGAUUCCUGGAACCUCUUCUUGGAGGCCUUGUGCAAUGUGAAUGUGGAUGUGGGGGCUUUGAAGGUGCUUGCCAGGUCAGUGUUGGAGUCUUGGGGAGGGUGUGAGCUAUGGGCUGAAGAAGUCGUGCAUUGGGAUGGGGUUGAGGACGUUGAACAGAGUGGCUGUGAGGCCUUGAAUGAUCCUGAAGUCUGCAGGGCAUUCAGAGGCUUGGUGAUGCAGAAUGGGAAAAGGCUGAUUCAGGGCAGGAACCUUGAGGUAAAAGGGCACACAGUGGAGGUGAGCCCUGCGGUGGCCGGCACAGCAACAGUCUCACUGCAUACAAUGGAACCCGCAGGGUCGAUGGACAUGGUGCCUGGGGAGCGCUACAUGGAGUUAACGGGAAGCAGCAUGAACAGAAUGGCAGUCAACCUCCUGAGACCUGUGUCCCUUUUGGCCGAAAAAGCGUCUACCCUGCCCUUGCGCAACUGCCGGCUGAAACCCUACACCAAAGGCUGGCUGGACCUUGGCCAGUUCUUGCCCUCCGCCCUGCACCGCUUUGAGGGCAUGCUCCUUGCGGAGGACUUCAGGACACAAUUCGACAUCUCACCCAAGGUGCCCACCACAGCCCUCAUGGGGGCGCUCACCUCGAAACACGCCUGCGAGCCCUUUGACUACGAUCGGCUGGAAUACCUUGGAGCCUCAGUCCUGAAGUAUAUGGCCAGCCAUAUGCUGUUCAAAAAGGGGAUCAGCGUGGGCGAGAUGAGCACGAUCCGCUUCGACAUCAUCACCAGGGGGGCAGUGCUGGCGGAUGAGUGCAUUCAUGACGUGGCAGGCCACAUCAUGAACGCCAAGUUCCUGCCAGCCACGAAACGUCCCCUGUGGCACCCUCCGGGCGUGGAACCGUACAUCUUGCUUGGCCCAGGGGCGAACGAGCCGACCGCCUCUUCCAGCGGGGAGGACAUGCCUGUGGGAAGCGCCUGGCGUCGGUCGUCACGGCAGCUUGUUUCUGGCCAACAAGAGGUCAAUGUGGGGUCGGCCAAUGCUGUGGCCAAGGCAGUCGCAGCGGCCUGUUUCGACUAUGACUCUAUUGAGGCCGCUGGAAGCUUUUUUGCUGCUGCCCGCGUCUUUCCAGUCCAGGACUGGAGCGCCCCCGUCCCAGAGGGCCGGCGCUUCGAGCAGCCCAAGUACGAAGCCCUGGAGGGCGUCCUGGGCUACCGCUUCAACGACAUGCAGACCCUGGGCCUGGCCUUCACGCACAGCUCCAUGCACAUGGGCGCGGACUACGAGGGCCUUGAGUUCCUGGGGGACGCGGCGCUCGAGCUCAUCGUCACCCAGCACCUGCUCAAAGAGCACCCCAGCCUGAGCCUGGGCGACAUCCAGGUGAUUCGAAACCGGCUGCUGUCCAACGAGUCCUGGGCGCGGCUGGCGCUCACGCCACCGCUGCAGCUGCACCGCCUGCUGAUCCACAACGCCGGCGGGUUGAGCGGGGAGCUUGAGGCCACGGCGCGGCGGUUGGAGGCCGCGGCCGGCGUACCGCCGGGCCUGCUGGAGUUCUCACCGCAGAAGGUGUGCUCGGACAUGUUCGAGAGCCUGGCAGGCGCGGUGCUGGUGGACUCCGGGUUCUCCGUGGAGGCCAUGCGGCGGGUGUUCCUGCCGCUGAUGCGGGGCCUGCUGGCGGCCGCGGUGGGCGGGAAGGGGGAGUGA